Molecule: messenger RNA, 5974 nt
Organism: Pogoniulus pusillus (Red-fronted tinkerbird)
Lineage: Eukaryota; Metazoa; Chordata; Aves; Piciformes; Lybiidae
Gene: AR
Product: androgen receptor
Exons: 9
Coding region: 368-2563 (731 amino acids)
Biological process (GO): male gonad development; positive regulation of transcription by RNA polymerase II; androgen receptor signaling pathway
Cellular component (GO): nucleus; chromatin
Molecular function (GO): zinc ion binding; nuclear receptor activity; estrogen response element binding
Source: RefSeq, a predicted model, not a curated record
CCGAGCCGAGGGUCGGGCGGGUGCCGCUUCCCUCUUCGCCGCGGUACCGGAUUAAUUUCCGCAGAGCAGCGCCGGGACCGCGCCGGCGGCACGGGGCGGGCUUCCUCGCCGCACCUCCUCCGCCGCCUGCCCGCCGCUCGCACGGACUGCAGGCAGCUGCCCGCGCCGCCCGCUCCCCCGGCAGCAACUUUUCCUGCCUGUUGCGCGCUCCUCGCAUCCCGCCCGCCGCUCCGCCGGGCAUGGCCACCGCGGCGCCGUACCGCCGCUAACCGGGACGUCGAGAAGCCGACUAGGGGGUGGCCUCCCAGGGCUCUCCGCCCCCACCUCGUCUGCCGCUGCCGCUAUCGCGGCUCCGCGCUCGGCCGGCAUGGAAGUGCAACUGGGGGUUGGCCGUGUCUACCCCCGGACAGGGGGUAGGGGCUUCCGCGGGGCUUUUCAGAGCUUCUUCCAGAGCGUCUGUGAGGCUUUCCAGGAGCCGCGGGAGGAGCCGCAGCCCAGCCUGCAGCCGCCGGCGAGCGCGCCUUGCCCGCCUAGCCCCCGGCCGCCGGGCUCACCCGCCUGCCCGUCCGCCCUGGAGUCCCGCGGCACCGGGAAGGCGCUGCCGGCCGGCGGUCGCGUUACGGGUUCGCCCUUCCCCGGAGCCGGCGAGCUGAGGGACCUGCUGUGUGAAGCGGGAGCUCUGCCGCCGCUGCUGCCGCCGCCGCCGCCGCCGCUGCCGCCGCCGCCUCCUGAGCCCGAGCCGGCGCCCGGGGAGGACCCGCUGGGCGACAGCGCUAAACAGCUUUGCCGCGCCGUGUCCGCGUCCAUGGGCCUGGCGCUGGAGGCGCUGGAGGCGCCGGCGGAGCCGCUGCCGCCGCCGCUGCCGCUGCCGCUGCCCCGCGAGGACUGCAUGUUCGCCCUUUCUGCCGGGCCGCCGCCCCGCGCCCCGCGCCCUCCCGCCGGGGACCCGCCUGAGCCGCCGCCAGCCUUCGCGGGACCCGAGGCCGCCUUGGCUGUCGACUCCCCUACCGGGACGGGGUUCUACCGCGACUCGCCGGGGCCCCCGGCACGUCCGUCCCCUGCCGCUUUCAGCCUGGCUUCGCCGCCCGCCCGCAUCAAGCUGGAGAGCCAUCCGGGGCCGGCGGCGGGCGGCGGCUGGCCCGUGCCGUGCCGCUACGGCGCCGAGCUGGCCCCGGCGGGUCCCGCGGGCCCCUGGCCCACUUUCUUCGCCGAAGAAGGUCAGCUCUACGGGCCCUGCGCUGAGCCGCCCGCCGGGCCCUUCGCUUGCGGACGCGGACCGCCCGCCGACGCCGCCGACUUCCCCGGUGACGCCUGGUACCCAGCCGGCCGGCCGCCCUUCGCCGCCCCCGUCGCCUGCAUCAAGAGUGAGCUGGGACCCUGGGCCGAGGGUUACAACGGCGCCUACGGCGAUGUUCGGUUGGAGGCUGGCCGGGAACACGUCUUACCCAUCGACUAUUACUUUCCACCUCAAAAGACUUGCCUGAUCUGUGGAGAUGAAGCAUCUGGGUGCCACUACGGAGCCCUCACUUGUGGUAGCUGCAAAGUCUUCUUCAAACGGGCAGCUGAAGGCAAACAGAAGUACCUCUGUGCCAGCAGGAACGACUGCACCAUCGACAAGUUCCGGAGGAAAAACUGCCCCUCCUGCCGCCUGCGCAAGUGCUACGAGGCUGGGAUGACUCUUGGAGCCCGCAAGCUGAAGAAGCUGGGUAACCUGAAGACACAAGAGGACGUGGAGGCAGGCAGCUCCUCCAGCCCCACAGAGGAGCAAGCCCCCAAGCUGGUGAUGACACGCAUCGAUGGCUACGAGUGCCAGCCCAUCUUCCUCAACGUGCUGGAGGCCAUCGAGCCUGGCGUGGUGUGCGCCGGCCACGACAACAGCCAGCCGGACUCCUUCUCCAACCUGCUCACCAGCCUGAACGAGCUCGGCGAGAGGCAGCUGGUCUACGUGGUCAAGUGGGCAAAGGCUUUGCCAGGAUUCCGUAACCUGCACGUGGAUGACCAGAUGUCCAUCAUCCAGUACUCUUGGAUGGGCCUCAUGGUUUUUGCCAUGGGAUGGAGAUCCUUCACCAACGUCAAUUCCAGGAUGCUUUACUUCGCCCCGGAUCUGGUCUUCAACGAGUACCGGAUGCACAAGUCCAGGAUGUACAGCCAGUGCGUCAGGAUGCGGCACCUCUCGCAGGAGUUUGGCUGGCUGCAGAUCACGCCCCAGGAGUUCCUCUGCAUGAAGGCUCUGCUCUUCUUCAGCAUUAUUCCAGUGGACGGCCUGAAGAACCAGAAGCUCUUUGAUGAGCUCCGCAUGAAUUACAUUAAGGAACUCGACCGCAUCAUCGCUUGCAAGAGGAAGAACCCCACCUCCUGCUCCCGGAGAUUCUACCAGCUCACCAAGGUCCUGGACUCCGUGCAUCCUAUUGCCAAGGACCUGCAUCAGUUUACAUUUGACCUUUUAAUCAAGGCACAUAUGGUGAGCGUGGACUACCCUGAAAUGAUGGCCGAGAUCAUCUCUGUGCAGGUUCCCAAGAUCCUGUCUGGAAAAGUCAAGCCUAUCUACUUCCACGCACAGUGAUCUUCCAGAGGGACCUUCCCAGUUCUGCCACCCCCAUUUCAGCCAUCUCCUGCCUGUUACUUCUGCACUACUGUACUGCAGUGCCUUGGGGAAUCCCCUCUACAGCGGCCGUGUGCCACCAAGACAGACAGCCACAAGGGACAGCCUGCUGGGAUUCCUGACAUUUCUGCUCCUCCUGAGGCUGCUGGAGGAAAUGGGGGAUAAAAAAGAGGCUUAAGACAUACCAAAGUCUGGAUCCUGCCGUAUGCCUUUGUGUUUUCUUGUGCAUUUUUCUUGUCUGCUUCUGCUUUAAUAAAGAGAAUUUCACCGUCUUCACCAUCACAUUGCAGCUGUCCCUGAGGCUUCCCUCAGAACAGCCAAGCCCUGGUGAGGAGGACCCACAUCCCCAGCCCCAUGUGGAUCCGCUGGCUGUGCUCUGGUUUAACUGGGAAGUGAGAGGGCUUCUGUGCUGGCUUCAUCUGAGUCACAGCCCAGGCCAUCAGCCCCUGCUGAAGGCAGCAGAGGGAGGACAGAACACACCUGCUGGUGUUGGCCCAGGAGCAGCUUUUUAGCACAGAAGGGGUUCAGGUUUGUCAGAUAAGGGGUGCAAGAUGAGGGUGCCUCCAGCCAGCAUAGGAGGAACUCUUCCUCAGUCCUGUGUCAUGCCAGGCAGCAAGGUGCUGUUGCGUGCCCAGGCAGGCAGCUUUCAUGUGCCAGUGGCUGCAGAGCUUUGCCUGCGUUCACCCAACACCUCCAGCCACUCUCAUCAGGGGGCUUUGAUUAGCACAGGUCAGAGCUGGGGUGGCAGCUCUCCACCUGGACACACAGCGUGAACGCUUCUGCAGAGCCUGGCAGCACCUUGGCACAGUUGUCGUGGGGGUCAAAAUGCCCUUUGAGCUUGGCUUGGGAAAAGAAGGUGUUAAGCCAGAGCCAUGAGCACCACACACCAUGCCAUGGCAGUGCCAAGUGAGGCAGCACCUGCAGAGGAUGGGCAGGACCCUUGCUGCCCUUCCCACCAUGUGCUGAGUUCAGACCAGUCAGUCUGGCCCUGUGGUGCUGAUGGGAUCAGGGCCACAAUGUGUAGGGAUGCUGAGGUGGUACCUGAGGUGUCACCUGCCUCCCAGGCCCACAGCACCACUGGGAAGAGCCAGCUCUGGCUGGCUUCUGCUGGCUGCUGGCUGCAGCCAUCCCUGCAGUUGCUGGUCUCUCUCCCAUGGGGUUUCAAUAAGAUAUGUUAAGCACAUCUAUAUAUAUAUAUAUAUGUGUAUUAUAUAAAGUGCAUGCCCAUUUUAUAUUGCUAAAGAUAUUUCUGUAAUGCUCUGAGAAAGUUCCUUUGGUUGCACAAGGACUGCAACUAAACCCUCUCCAGGCAAGGAGUCAGUUUGUGCCAAUACUGAAGCUCUUCAUGUUUUUUCCUGGCUAGGUCCUGCCCAGUUUUCCCAGGGCCAUCCUUUGGUGGCACGAACAGAGCAUAUGCUGACACAGCCUGGUGGUGGCAGCUGCUUCUCCAGCUUGCUUGUAGCUGCUUCUGGUGAGGCAGGAGUAGUGUUUGCACUCGAGGGGAUAAUGGAGUGGCCUUUGUAUCUGCUGUCUUUGACUGCACAGUGUCCUCGCACCUUAGGGCAGAGUCCUGGCUUAGAGUGGUGGCUGCUUUCUGGCUGUUUGCAAGCAGACUCAGAGGCACAGCAAGCCUUCAUGUACCACAGUGAGUGUGCCUGAGUCACAGUCCUGGCUGCCUGCUUCAAGUGGAAACUGGCUGCUGUGCUGGUGGGGCAGGGGAGCAGCAUCGUGGGGCUGGGGACGUGUGUGCAUCCCCAGGGGGGUGGGGAUGGGACCUGCAGCGUACUCGCAGCACAGCCCCAGCCAGCUGCUUGGGACGGGGGGGAGAGAAGAGCUCAGGUGUGGGUCUGGAUGAGAAGGCCUCAGGCUGCAUCCCCCCACCCCAUGCCCACCUCUACCCUGCUGUUGGGCAGCCUGGAGGGAUUUUUGCUCAUGCCUUGGCAGGAGAACCUGCACUUGUGAUUCAAAAGGUGAAUGUCUGCAGCAUGCCACAGCAGAUUUGUCUUGAGCUGCUCUCUGUGCUGGGUGUUCUGUGGCAACUGAAUGCUGAUUGGAUUUGUUACAUGUCUCUGUAAUAAGAAGACUUCUCUAGAUUGAUAGAUUUUAUUUUCUUUGUAAUAAGCCAAAAAGUUCAUUGUUGGUGCCUUUAUUUUUUUUUCCUUUUGGCCUGGGGGGACUCCCAGCCCACAGCUGUGCUGAUGAGAGUAACAAUGUCUGCAACUGCUCAUUUGGCUGUGCUGGGGUGAAGCCACUGAGCAAACACUGCAGGGUCACCAUGAAGAAAGAACAGGAACCCUGUAGAAAGGGCAGAGAGAUUUUCAGGUGCAACAACCAGGCCUGGUUCCCAGGCUAGAGUUAAGCUUUUGGCUGCCCACGCCUGAGCCGGACAAGCCUCUGCCCUGCCUCUUAGUGGGACUUUGCUGCUGCACUGCCAACCUUGCUCCCCUGCAAGGCGUGCAGGGGGUGAAGCACACAGAGAUAAGUUUAUUAUGGUUGCAGCUGUAUGGGGAUUGCACCACUGUGGGUCUUGUUCAGGCACCUUGCAGAAAGGGCAGCGUUCUGCCCCACUUGGCAGCCUCCGAGGCCAGCUUCUGCUCCUAGAGAAGGAUGCUGGGUGGAUGACUGCCACUGCUCUGGGAUCUUUAGUUGGAGCUGAAUGCACUGAGUAAGGGAAGUUGAACCCUGCCAUCUCGUGACAUCAGUGAUGGUGAAGAGCAGUGACAUUGGCUGCCUUGGCUGGUGAGGUGCAGUGGGGGAUGCCCAGGAGACAACUGUGACCCAGACAUCACCCUAUGGGACUGAAGGACAUUUAUUCCCGUACCCAAAAGAGAAGCCUGCCCAGCACUGGGGUACAGACAAACCCAAUCACACUACAGCAGGGGAGAUGCAACCUCCCUUUUCAUCUGAUUUAGUCUGUGCUUGGGCCCCCUGCAAGCCCUGGGCCUGCGCUGUGCCACGGGGUAGAGCCUCACGCUUGGUGUUCAGCUCUUUUUGUAACCUUGGAAUCUGUUGUUGUGCCGAGUACAAUAAAGGCAGCAUCUCGUUUGUUGGAACACAGCUCUGUGCGUCUCCUUGGCUUCUGUCUGCAGCUGCCUGCAUGGCAAACCUUGCCCAGCACGCUGAACAUCAGCUCAUGAAGGUGCCAGGGCUUAAGUGGGUCAUUUUUCAGCAGCCAGGGCUCUGCGCUGGGUCUUUUCCAGGCUGUGUUUUCACAGUCAGGUUUUGCUGUUCCUCACGUCUGAGCUGUUAACUUCAUUUACACUUCAACCGACUAAUUCUUUCAUAGAUGCCUCUUUGGGUCUUUUAAUUCAGAGUCCAUUUGAUGAAUGUAUUUCUCAAAGCAAGGAGCUAAUAAAGGCCAGUGUCCUCCUC